AUGACUGACGCAGGUUUUUUUAAGGGAACUAGUGCAGAACAAGAUGCUAGGUUCGCAGACAAAAAGAAAAAGCUGAUGAAGACGAUGAAGUUUGGGGAGAAUCUCUCACAAAAAGUUGACAUGUCAAAGAUUAAUCUUGAGUCUAUAAGACCUUGGAUUGUUAAGCGCAUCACUGAACUCCUUAAUUUUGAGGAUGAAGUAGUGUGCGAUUAUAUUUUCAACCAGCUGGAGGAUCUUCAUCCAGAUCCCAAGGAAAUCCAGAUCAAUAUAACAGGAUUUCUAAAUGGCAAAAAUGCUAGGAUAUUUUUGUCGGAAUUAUGGGAUCUUUUGUUAUCAGCUAUGCAGACACCAGAUGGCGUUCCAGCAGCGUUUCUUGAAGCAAAGAAAGAGGAGAUAGCAAAGCGUCAGGAAGAAGAAAAGCAAGUUCAACAUGAAAUGAAACGUAGAGAGGAUGAGUUAAUUGUAAGAGGAACAAAUCGAUUAGUAAAUCCACCGCCUAUGGAACAAACAGAUAGUCAACUGCGUAUUCCACCUACAAAAAGUAAUGGAAUGUCAGAAGCUGCAGAAUUGAAAGUUUCUUCUACUCGUAAUCGUUCUGUUUCACGUACAUCAUCUCCGUCGUCGCCUCGUUCACGUGUACCUGCUAAAGAAAGUCGUGAAAAGCCUGAUAAGAAAACCAGUCGAUCUCGUCGAGAUGACAGUAGUUCUUCGCGUUCACCAGAACCAUCACGUCACCGUCGGCGCCGUCAUCAUUCAUCAUCUGAUCGGUCUUCUAUUGAAAAGGAUCGGCAUUCACGUUCACGUCACCGACAUCGGCGUUCCAGGUCACGGAGUAAAGUAGAACAGAAACCAAAAUCACCUGUCGGUGACUGGAGGAAAGAUCUUAUGGCUGGUCGACGUCGUAGUCCUCCAGAAAUGCCUGAAAGUAGUUAUUAUGGAAACGAAAAACACUCUAAAAGUCAUAAACACUCCAAAAAGCACGAGAAACGAAAACGUUCGCGCAAGUCGCAUCAUAAGUCUCCAGAUGAUCAUCGAUCUCACAGACAUGGUUACGAUGGGGAUACUCGGACUCAUGGUAUACCAGAAACAGAUGAAAGAGAUGUACGUUCAGGUUAUUUAGAACAUUCAAGAAAAGAUGGUUUUGAUGAAAAUUAUAGGAGAUAUGAGGGUCCAGACCCACCUGAUCACUAUGACUAUCGUUCCUCUGGUGGUAGACACAUGCAUGAUUCUGGGUCACACAAUCAUAACAUCAGUCCACGAUCAAGUCGUACACGUCUUAGAGAAUCAGAACGAUCUGUCAGAGAUUAUAAUCGACAUCGCAUACAAGAGGAAGAUGAUGCUAAUACAUAUGUCAGACGUCAUCAGGCUGAAAAAAGGGAAAUAUCACCAAUGCGAAGCAGUAAUACAUCUUUGGCAAAACGUCAAGAAAAUCGUCUUCCAAGUCCGGAGGGUCCUUCAUUGCCACCAGUUGUUUCAAAGCGACCAGCAGAUGUAAAAGUCGUCGAAAGCGUCGUUACCAAGCGUUCAAAACGAAAGGUGUCCGAGUCUUCUUCAAGUAGUUCGUCAAGUUCUACUACCGGCAGUAGCAGCAGCAGUUCUAGCAGUAGUGGGAGUUCCAGUGGCGGUGAUGGCAGCAGCGGCAGUGGAAGCAGUAGUGACGACAGUGAUGAUGAUGAUGAUGGUGAAGCUCCUCAAGCUAAGAUUGAACAACCACCACCAAAAGUCAAAAUUCCAACCAGGGAACCCACUCCUGAAGGUCCUGCCUUACCACCGGAGCUGGUGUGUCCAACUCAACCUGAAGGUCCUGAUCUCCCUCCAACCGUUGAACAAACUAUGGAGUGGUCAGAAAACCCAGUUCAUCCUGGAUCGUCGUCGCCAAGUUCAGCGUCUUCAGGAUCCUCCAGUGAUGAUGAUGAGAAUAAUGAGGGAUCCGGAUCAAGUUCUAGUGGCAGUAGUGAUGAUAGUAGUUCGGAUAGUAGUUCUAGUAGUAGCCGUAGUAGUAGUAAUAGUAGUAGUGAAAGUGACGAUGAUGAUGAGCCCAGUCAGAAACGUGUCAAGUCUAAAAAGAAUGGCAAACAGCAUGCUAAAACUCAUGAAAAAAAUCACUUGUCUCCAGAGGGUCCUGCUCUACCUCCUAGUAUUCCUAGCUCUAAUAAUAAGAAAAUGGAACGUCGUGAAUCAGUUGAAGAAGUUCUACGUCAACGUGCUCUAG
Trichobilharzia regenti is the source of this 2212-nucleotide messenger RNA. NCBI's taxonomy places the organism in Eukaryota, Metazoa, Platyhelminthes, Trematoda, Strigeidida, Schistosomatidae. The record is from the annotation of a GenBank genome assembly.